CAGCCGCCGGCGCCCGCGCCCUUGUGCUCCCGACCCCGCGGUGGGCUCCAGGCGACCGACAGCAUGAGCGGCGGCGGCGACGUUGUGUGCACCGGCUGGCUGAGGAAAUCGCCCCCUGAGAAGAAGUUGAGGCGCUAUCUGGUCCAUCAGAAAGACGAAGUUAAGUGCCUGGCCACACAGACAGUUAAUCCUCAGAGCUCCCGGCUGGAUGGCUGAGUCCCACUGUGUUUGAUUUAAGUUUUUAUUUUUGGAAAACAAAUAGUGAGUCAGCCUCCCUUCUCUCUCUCACCACCCCUUCUGGAUUCUCUUAGAUGCUGUGGUCACACUAGGCCUGGAAGAAACGCUGGUUUAUCCUGCGCAGUGGCCGGAUGAGCGGUGACCCAGACGUUUUGGAAUACUACAAGAAUGACCACUCCAAGAAGCCCCUGAGGGUCAUCAACCUCAACUUCUGUGAGCAGGUGGACGCGGGCCUGACAUUCAACAAGAAGGAGCUGCAGGACAGUUUUGUGUUUGACAUCAAGACCAGCGAGCGCACCUUCUACCUGGUGGCCGAGACAGAGGAGGACAUGAAUAAGUGGGUCCAGAGCAUCUGCCAGAUCUGUGGCUUCAACCAGGCCGAGGAGAGCACAGACUCCCUGAGAAACAUUUCCUCAGCCAGUCACGGCCCCCGCUCCUCUCCAGCAGAGCUCAGCAGCUCCAGUCAGCACCUUCUUCGAGAACGCAAAUCCUCAGCCCCAUCGCACUCCAGCCAGCCAACCCUGUUCACGUUCGAAGCCCCCAUGUUGAACCACAUGCAGCCCCCCUUGUCCACCAGCGCACCUCAGGAGUAUCUCUACUUACACCAGUGCAUCAGCCGGCGAGCAGAAAACGCCAGGAGUGCCAGCUUCUCUCAGGGCACCAGGGCCUCGUUCCUCAUGAGGAGUGACACAGCCGUACAGAAACUGGCCCAGGGCAACGGCCACUGUGUGAACGGCGUCAGCGGUCAAGUCCACGGCUUCUACAGCCUCCCCAAGCCAAGCCGCCACAACGCGGAAUUCAGAGACAGUACCUACGACCUCCCGCGCAGCCUGGCCUCCCAGGGCCACACCAAGGGCAGCCUCACAGGCUCGGAGACAGAUAACGAGGAUGUGUACACCUUCAAAACGCCCAGCAACACCCUGUGCCGGGAGUUUGGGGACCUGCUGGUGGACAAUAUGGACGUUCCAGCCACCCCACUCUCAGCCUACCAGAUCCCCAGGACAUUCACGCUGGACAAGAACCACAAUGCCAUGGCAGUAGCUGCUCCCGGGGACUCAGCCAUAGCUCCCCCGCCCCGACCUCCCAAGCCAAGUCAGGCAGAAACACCUCGAUGGGGGAGCCCUCAGCAGAGACCUCCAGUAGGCGAAAACAGCCGAUCAGUCCCGGCCACCGCCACCAUCCCCAGGCGCAAUACCCUGCCUGCGAUGGACAACAGCCGACUUCACCGAGCUUCUUCCUGUGAGUCCUACGAGUGCCCGCAGCGUGCUGGAGACAGUGCGGGCCGAUCUGCGGAGUCCACGACGGACGGAGGCAGUUCUUUCCUGCCAGGGAAAACGCUCAUAGGCCGAUCGGACAGCACCAACUCCGAAGACAACUACGUGCCCAUGAAUCCAGGCUCCUCCAGCCUGCUGGCCAUGGAGCGCGCGGGUGAUAAUUCCCAGAGUGUCUACAUCCCCAUGAGCCCGGGGCCCCAUCACUUGGACCCGCUUGGCUACCCUUCUGCAGCCCUUACUAUGCACCGAGGCCCCAGCCGAGGGAGUGAGAUCCAGCCCCCCCCUGUCAACCGCAACCUCAAGCCUGACCGGAAAGCAAAGCCAACACCACUCGACCUGAGAAACAACACCGUCAUCGAUGAGCUCCCCUUCAAGUCACCUGUCACCAAGUCUUGGUCUCGGGCCAUCCACACCUUCAGCUCCAGCGCCUCCCAGUACUGCCGUCCCAUCUCCACACAGAGCAUCACCAGCACGGACUCGGGAGACAGCGAAGAGAACUACGUCCCUAUGCAAAACCCAGUGUCUGCGUCCCCCAUUCCCAGUGGCACGAACAGCCCAGCCCCCAAGAAGAGCACUGGCAGCGUCGACUACCUGGCCCUGGACUUCCAGCCAAGCUCCCCAAGCCCCCACCGCAAGCCAUCCACGUCGUCCGUCACCUCUGACGAGAAGGUGGACUACGUGCAGGUGGACAAGGAGAAGACCCAGGCCCUGCAAAGCACCAUGCAGGAGUGGACAGACGUGCGGCAGUCCUCGGAGCCUUCCAAGGGCGCCAAGCUGUGACACGGGGCCCCCAAGCCGAGAGAGGGGCUGGAGGCGCCACAGCGGCUUCCUCCGUCUCCCCUUUCUCCUCUCCCGCUGCCCCCUCCCGCCCGCCUCUCUCCACUCUGCCACUCUGGCCUUCAAAGCACUUGACAUCAGGGACCCUGAACCCUUCCCCCGGGAGGUGAGGGCCUGGUCGAGGCUCUUCAUCUGCCCGCUCGGGCCGCACCUUUGAUUUUUAUCAAUAAUGGCCAUGCCUCCUCCUACCUUAGUUAGAGCUAUUGCCAAAAAGCAUCCUUCAGCCUCUUCCUGCCCUUUAGACCUGAGUACCUACCAGGCGUGUGGGCGGAAGGGCUGGGGCUCGGAGCUGGAUCCCACACCUCACGUGCCGCCCCGCCCUCAGCCCCCUCCCCCCAGCCCCUGGGCUGCGUCCGUCCUGGAAGGAGCCGGGUCUCACUGACCAGGGAGUCAGAGACCAGCACCAAAGCAAACACGGACUUCAUCCCUGUCCGUCUCGGCAGAGGAGGCAAGGCCACCAAAAGGUGCAGGAGUCGAGAAGGAAGGUUAGAGGUGGUCUUGAGGGACAAAGGAAUUAGGUCCCCACAUCCAGAGGGGCAGUUGGUACCUGGAGUGGCCCCCCACGUUCAGCCAAGUGGCAGUGCAGCUGUUGCAGGGUGGGCGAGGCAGAAGGAUAGGGACAAAAGAGAGGGAGAACGAGGAUGGUGGCCACCAAGAGCCAGGAACCGGGCUCAGAGCCCAGGAGGCGGGAGACAGGACGCCGCGGGCCGGCUGCUGGCCUGUGCAGCCACAGGCCACUGCUGCUCUAGGACAGAGAUUGCCCAGGACGUCCCCAAGUCCCCACCACCGAGGGCGCCAGGCCAGAAGGCUGGGUCUGUGCCGGGCAGAGCAGCGUGCGGUGUGGCAGUGCCUGCACGUGAGGGAAGCUGGUGGAGCUGUGGGAAAGCACCGCACAAUGUGGGAUGUGGGAGCAGGGGGGGCACUGGAGGGGCUGCCAGGACUGAGGGCCACCUUGGCACAGGAAUGGGCGGAGCGGAGGCACAGGAAGGGCCCUGCACGGGCCACUGCAGGGGGCGGUGCAGCAGGGGCAGGCGCAGGUACUAAUGGGAUAAGAGGCGGGCAGGCCACGGGGGGACAGCGUAGCAAGGGGGGAGACACACCCAAAGGGCCUGGUGUGCCGGAGGCAGUCCCACGGGGAUGCAGGGUGGAGCAGAAAGUGACGGGCAAUGUCGUGUCAGGAGAGCAUGUGCGUGGUGGCAUGACACGAGGGCAGGUCCCCGGAUUGAGGACGACAGGUAAAGCAGUGCAAGGGAGAGAGCGGGGCAGAACGGAGCCUGGGGGGUGACAGGUGGGAAUCGCUGACAGCUUGUGCCGUGUGGCGAGGGUUUGUGGCAGGUCCCAGGGCAGGUACACGUGGCCUAGUGCCAGGCUCAGAGUGUUUUCUCAGCUCAGAUCACCUUCUGUUGCUCCCUCACGUCAGGUGCCAUGCUGGACUGAAACGGGGCUACAGGAACAGGAGAGGCCAGGCCACUCCUCCCUCCCUGCCCCGGACAGUGGGUAGGGCUGCACCCCAGGCUUGCUCCUGAGCCCGGAGAGAGGGGAUCCAAAUUUUUUAUGUGGAAAGCACUUGGCCAAAUUUUCUAGAGUUUCAGAGGCAACUGGGCAGACCAGACGUGUCAUCCUACCUUGAGAUGAGUAGCCCUCUUUCCUAAAAAAAAAAAAAA
Rhinolophus ferrumequinum (greater horseshoe bat) is the source of this 4012-nucleotide messenger RNA. It is a transcript of the gene GAB2, whose product is annotated as GRB2 associated binding protein 2. NCBI's taxonomy places the organism in Eukaryota, Metazoa, Chordata, Mammalia, Chiroptera, Rhinolophidae. Bases 369 to 2291 code for a protein of 640 amino acids. The record is from RefSeq and is a predicted model, not a curated record. The transcript has 11 exons.